This is a messenger RNA of Guillardia theta CCMP2712, 1380 nucleotides long. RefSeq lists its product as hypothetical. The record is from RefSeq and is a predicted model, not a curated record. The coding region runs from base 1 to 1380 and encodes 459 amino acids. NCBI's taxonomy places the organism in Eukaryota, Cryptophyceae, Pyrenomonadales, Geminigeraceae. The transcript has 8 exons.
AUGCCUCUCCAAGACGAUAUCGCUCGGGGGGGGGCGGAUGAAGCUAUGUACAGGCCGUCGAAAGACGAGCCGGACAUUGGAGAGCUGGGCAUCCAUCUCUACGACAGCGAGGAGGAGAGCGUGGACUCAGAUUUGACCUCUGCGAGCCAGAAAGUCGUUGCGCCGACGUCGGGUAGAAUCCACAGCUCCUUCACCUCGAUGUACCUGCGCCGCAAUGGGAACGACGAGAUUUUGCAGAGGGCGAAGGCAGCCCUUGCUCUACAGCGCAUAGCAAGGCAAGAGGAGUUGAGGAAGAGGAUGCAGACCGUCGAGAGGAGCCGCGAUCACGUCACUAAGUGGCUCAACGAAAACUAUAUCGUGACCUAUACCCACAUGAAAGGCCUCAGCGACGGGGUCUCUAUCUUCGAGCAAGCUAGCAGCAAGGGGCAAGCGCAAGUGCAAGAGCUGGACGUCGAGCUGCAAAGCAUGGACGGAGAGGCAUCGUUGGAUCCUGACCCUUCGUCAGAGUUGGAUGUGGAAGGAGAAGCAGAGGACUUUGACUCGGACUCGAUCUCUUUCAUUGAGGGGCUACAGGCGGACGAUAAGGAGUUCGAAGCGACUGCUGUGCCAGAAUUUCGCAAACCGAUGCCGGAGGCUUCUGCAGAUUUCAUUCCCCUGUCUUGCAAUCAGAUCUUCAGUUGCAGCAACUCUGUUCCUCCCCUCUUUCCCUUGCAAGAGGGAAAAUCGUGCGAUGAAGCGUUCGACUCGGACGACGACGAUCUGACAAGUAGCUUUCUCGCUUCACCCCAAGUUCCUGGGACUGAUGGUUUCUUUUCUGCUGGUGCAGAGAAGGCGGGUUGCUGCUUGUUUCGGAAUCCGAUCAAGAUGCACCAGUCUAACAAGUCACCAAGGAUCUCGAGCAGCAUGCUAGAGAAGUUGUCUACACAUGCCAUCUCCGAGGAAUCGGCGCUUUCUGUCGCGGACACACCCAGCGGCAAAGAUUUUCAGGGCAGGGACAGCCCGUACAGUGAACGGAGCACAGAGGAAGGGAAGGGCUCGUCGAUGUCGGAAGGAGCGGCGUCGAACGAGAGGAUCCUGCAGGAGGAACACGAGGAUGGUUCGGACCAUGACAACAACCUCCGCAGCGAGUCAUGGAUCUCUCGAGAUUCCCAGCAGAAGGAGUACGCGCUACAAGUUGAGCAGCUCACGCAGUACUCCAGCGGCAGCUCCUUCGACGCCAAGGCCCGCCUCGGUCGGGUUCCUCGAGCUCUCAGUCGUGGAUCAGCACCGCCUGUACUCACGGCCGACAUGGUUGCACAUUCAGGCGGAGGCGGUCAGGGUGCAGCUGUUAGCGCGACGAAGAUGCACCCGGCGAAGAGCAUCGGGUGGGCUUUCAUCUGA